Molecule: messenger RNA, 9748 nt
Organism: Salvelinus fontinalis (brook trout)
Lineage: Eukaryota; Metazoa; Chordata; Actinopteri; Salmoniformes; Salmonidae
Product: LHFPL tetraspan subfamily member 4 protein-like
Exons: 4
Coding region: 764-1480 (238 amino acids)
Biological process (GO): sensory perception of sound; gamma-aminobutyric acid receptor clustering
Cellular component (GO): plasma membrane; inhibitory synapse; postsynaptic membrane
Molecular function (GO): GABA receptor binding
Source: RefSeq, a predicted model, not a curated record
GUGAGCGUGAUCGCGCGGAGGAGAGAGGCGGAGGAGAGAGCGAGAGGGAAAACCAGGAGAUAGUAUUAAAACCCACGACCAUGGGGUCUUGUAUGUAUAGUGAUACGACUAAAGCCCACCAUUUCUCGUCUUCAUUCUUCAAAGGACAAGUAUCGGUCUCUUUUUCCGGCUGUAUGUAACAACAUGACAGGCGUUUGUAACGAAUGCUCCCGUUUUCCUUAUAUCUCAAUUCGUUCGCGGAAGAUUCAUCAGUGGGGCUCGGCAGCGCUGCUUGUCUCUCAUUUGAACCGUUCGGUCUAAUGGGAGUCGUAUAGCUUCGUUAUUAUCACUCUGCCGGUGGUGGUGAAUGGCAAAUAAUGCGUCUAAUCCAGUUGUUCCAAGACCAUUGUUUUGUGCAAUGUGAGCUUGAUCGACUCUGCUGUGUCGUUACGUGUUGAGAGGAGGGAGGAUCUUCCCCAUCAUUGUUGAAUCACGCUUUGGGCUUAACGCUUCGGUCUUCCGUCAUUUGGAAACCAUUUGGAUGUGAUACUAAAUAAAGCCUGGACCUGGACCUGGGGAGACAGUGGACCCGGGGAGACAGUGGACCCGGGGAGACAGUGGACCUGGGGAGACAGUGCAGACCUUUGUGUAAUUUGCAUAAGAACAUUUUUAUCUCCAUAUUUUAGAGACCCCGGAGUGUGCAUAUCAAAAGCGAAGCUGAGGGACCAUUGAAGAAGAUAGGGGGGAGACGAGGAGAUUACGGGUAACGCCAGGGGUGGGGAAAAUGCUGCCUUCGCAAGAAGCCUCCAAGAUUUACCAUGACAACUACAUGCGGAAUUCGCGGGCCAUUGGGGUUCUGUGGGCUAUUUUCACCAUAUGUUUGGCCAUUAUUAACGUGGUGGUGUUCAUUCAGCCCUACUGGAUUGGGGACAGCGUGAACACCCCACACGCCGGCUACUUCGGCUUGUUCCACUACUGCGUGGGCACUGGGAACUCCAACCGGGAGCUCACCUGCCAAGGAACCUUCGCAGAAUUCAGCAGCAUCCCUUCGAGCGCAUUUAAAGCGGCAACCUUCUUCGUGUUGCUGUCCAUGGUGCUGAUAUUGGGAUGCAUCGCCUGCUUCAUCCUCUUCUUCUUCUGCAACACCGCCACUGUCUACAAGACCUGCGCUUGGAUGCAGCUGCUAUGUGCCGUGUGUUUGAUCCUGGGCUGUAUGAUCUUUCCGGAUGGCUGGGACUCGGAAGUGGUGCGAGACAUGUGUGGCGAGGAGACGGGGAAGUACACGCUGGGGAACUGUUCGGUGCGCUGGGCCUACAUGCUGGCUAUCGUUGGCAUCAUGGACGCCCUCAUCCUCUCCUUCCUGGCCUUCGUGCUGGGCAACCGGCAGAACGACUUCCAGCUGGAGGAGCAGCUUAAAGCAGAACAAAAAGAUUUUGCAGUGUCCAGGAUUGAAAUCCGGGAGACCAAAGAUCCACGAUACGGAGUCCAACGGUUUCACUGAUCACACCCCCCACCCCCCCAACAGUUUCAGACCCUCCUCUUCAUCUCCUCUGCUCAUUCGCCCCCAAAGACCAUAGCUCUUCAGGUCUAACCACUGGUCUCAGAGUGGAGCUGUUUGUAAAAUAGAACUGAAAUGGAAGAUAUUCAAAAAGAGAAACAAUUUGAAGAGGAAUAUGAUAAAAAGGAAUAAUAUGAUCAGCUUUAUAAAACUCUGGGAAACAAAUUUAUGAUAUACAGUAUUAAGUAAUUAUCACAUAAUAUUACUAUAACAAAGGUAAUGAAGUUAAUGAUGAUGCUUGCGGCAGACAUAUUCUAUGAAAAUCUACAUAUUUUUUAUUCCGAAUGGAAAAUGAGUCAUUUCCAGCUUUAAAAAUAACCAUUUAAGAAGUGCAUUUGUACAAGUGGGUGCUACUUCUGAGAUAUCUAAUAAAAGAAGACAGAAAAAGGAAGAAAAAAACACAAACAAGAAUUUUGUACAGCGACAGUAAUUUUGAAGACCAUCUUUUUUUCGGACAGGUUUUCAACGUCCCCCUUUUUGUACACGAGGUCUGGUCCCAGGAAAUGCAAAAGAAAAAGACACGUGUAAAUAAGGUGUUUCUAUGGAAACAGGGUAAAAAUAGCAUUUAUUACCCCAUAAUUAUCAUCCCUUAAAACCCUUCGGAGUAGCAACCCCUUUCUGAUUUUCCUUUCUUGGAAAAGACGAUGAUGGAUUAUCUGCACCAUUUCUUCUCUUCCCGUGUAAUUUGAUCAACCAACAUCCUUGAACCAGAAAUGCCAACAGGAGCAACGACAGUGGUAACGAUGGACCGAAUUAAUUGACAGGCAUUGAAAAGAAAAGACUUCACUGCUGUCAACUCUUUUUCAAUCUACAGAAUUUCAAUCACAAUCCUGCAUCUAAUUCACACUCUUAGAAAAAAAAAGGGUUCUGAUAGAACCAAAAAGGGUUCUAUCACUUGCUUCAUAUAUGGCACCUCUAAAAGUUCUAUAUGGAACCCUUUUAUGGGGUUCUUUGAUCAGAACCCCAAGGGUUCUUCUUCACUGAAACAAAAUUGGUUCCAUAUAGAACCCUGUAUGGUGCCAUUUAUGAAUUAUGGCUAAUACUAAUAAAAUGUCCUAUUUUUAGCUAACAAUAUAAUUUAAUAAACAAUAAAUAAUGGAGAAAAGAAUACCAGCAUAGUUUUGAGAUUUUACUGUCAUUAUAUACGUAGUUUGGAAAUAUGCACUGGUGGCCAAGGAGGCAUCUGUUUGUUUGAAUGAUGGGCCACGUCAAAAUUGGUACCAACUCUAACUAAAUUCUGUAUGGUACAGUAAGGGUUGUUUCCUAGGUUGGUUCCUGAAAAUAAGACAAAAAGGACCAACAAAUUGAGUUCAUCUUCAGAAAUAAGCAUGAGUUGAUCUGCCAAAAUGAAGACAAAAUUGUAGAAGAACCACUUACAUAGAGUUGUCAGCAGCAGCCGAAAGAGACCCCCUGCUUCUGAUAGUUGGGUUACUGCCAGACUGAGUAAAACAGAUAGUGUGUUAAAAGUCAUGUUAUGAUUAGCUCAGCUAUUGAGUCACCAAGACUUAUAAAUAAUGAGGAAUCAUUUAGAUGCAUACCUCCUUUGUCAGCCCACUCACUGCCCAUCACAUGCAUACUACAGAGGUCAGCAACAGUCUUCUAAUGGCUUCAUGAAACAUAGUCCCCUCAUCUGACUCUACAGUGAAAUACUGAAAUAAAAUUAACAAUUAUCUAAUAGCCAAUGUCAGGCUGGGUCUGUAGCUCUAUUUGGCAUAUUCAAUAAUAAAAAGUAAUGUUUUUUUGUAAGAGUUACUAAUAACUGAGCUAAUAACUGAGCUAACUAGCUUGUAAAGUGUCUAAUUAAACUAGGUUAAUUUCUUGUCUAGCUAGCUAGAUAACAAAUGGUGCUCAAAUUCUAAUACAACUUUAUCUAUCUAGCAUAGCUAGUUUAUCAUUUGACUGGUGUCAUAUUUGAAUGAAAUAAUACACUUUACUUACCUUAAUAAAUGGAAAAAUAACAUGCUUAUUGGUAGGCUAUUUGCAAGUUUAACCACCUUCAUGCUGGAAUGGCAGUUGGUUUUUGAAUCAGAAUGGCAGUUAAAAUUUGAAUAGACCAAAAGGUUCUACAUAGAACCCCUUUUUUUUUAUCUAAGAGUGUAUGGUUUUAUUAAAACACAUAAUUUAUUCUUGCUUUUAGCUAGCAUUUAGUUUGCAACAGAUUUGUAUGAACCUUGCUGUUUGUCACUCCGACCUCGGCAACAAUGUUGCAUAACGAGAAUUCGAUCUCCCCCCUGCCAUAGAGUGUUUAAAAAUGUCAGCUAGCCAUUUUUCUGACCAGGCGAUGGAUCUCCCCCAAAAUGUGUUGGUGUUAAGUCCUUGGUCUUGACUUGCAAAAUCAUUUAAUUUCUGAGUGUUUUUAUAUUCCUGAAUGAUCAUUCAUACCUUCGAUUGGGAAAAUGGUGAACUUCACAGUCCCAAACCAGAGAAUGAGGAAAACCCUAGUGAAAGUUAAACAACAAGUAAGACAACAUGUCUAGCAGUGGUUGCAUAACAUUAGCUGAACAUUUAUGUUGCUGUAUGAAAGAAAAAUGAGAAAGAAAAAUCGCAACAUAAUGGUACAAGCAAAAUAGCCUCUGUUUUUCAUACGGUCAUCUUAAUAUCAUUGUGAAAGCAGGCCAGAGUACCAUAAAACUUAUAUUAAACACAGUCUCAAAUAGCUGCCUGUCCCUUUUAAUAACUGGGCAGAGUCACACAGCAAAUAAAUGCCUGUUUCAAAUAUACCCGGGUCUAAAUUAAUUGUUUACAAUGUUACCAUGAAUUACUAUGAAUUGUUUACAAGGCUUCAUGUUUGAUUUAUUUAUUAAAUAAUUCAGUAAUGACUCUAAAAAAUGAUGGCAAUCAGUUGUUAUCGCCAAUAGGAGAAACUGCAAACUUUUGGCUUCUAAUUGCUGAGAACUGCUAGCUAACUGGCAAACAAAAAACAGUGAACAGGAGUAAAGACCCCUAGAAAUCAGCCAAUCGCCCUCUAGUUGCGAAAGUAAGAACUGCCAAAAAUGCACACAGUCAAUGUGAAGAAUAAUUAUUCUGUCAAGGAAUUGAAAAAUAAUCAUUGUUCAUGAUUUUGAUUAUUUUUUUUACAUUAAAUGCUGUAACAGCAGAGAAUAAAACAAUUAAUACAAGUCCAAUGAUGGCAGUGGCUGCCCAUUACAGUGUAUCACUCAUCAUUUAUUCACAUUACUUUAAUAAAAUAUUUCAGUUGCUGUGUAUUUGUUUUAGGCCUAUUUGACGACUUUAUUUAAUUCCAAGUCAUUUCAUCUCUAUAGAGCUGCUGCCUAUGCUGUCUGACAAAAUCACUAUUUUGGUCGUUUCUUCCUCUCGAUCACACCACACAGACCAGAUAAGUAGGCAUACAAUGGAUUAUUGUCAUUGUAGUUCAUUACCACGUUUUCUGCACUAAACUAUGUUGAAUAAUGGCCUCUUGGAUACUACAACUCCCUACUACACCACGCAGUUUGCGCUUGAUCUGAUUUAUCUCUAGCGACUAAAUAGAAUUCUAAUAAUUGAACCGACGUUGAUCAAUAGAUUUUGGUUAAUCUUUCAACACUAUAUGUUAGACCCUGACACCUUAGAUCCCCAGAGAUUUUCUCCUACACUUUUCACAGAUCUUCUUACUGUAAGGCUUAGCUGCAGCUCAAAUUACAUACAGAGAAUUGUAUGUUGUCCCUGCCCUCGAAUCUUAAUUCUGCACCAACAUCGCACACUGUGGUUGAUUUGAUUCCAUAUCUAACCAAUGUGAGCUCACCAUUUUUGGAUCACAGAUCCCAUUUUUGGAUCUCAGAUUAAAUAAAUACAGGACAUCCCAGGGUUGUUCUCCAACGGUGAGUAGACGAAGUGUCCCGACAUGUCUCGGGUCAAUAGAACUGGUGUCAUCUUGAGGUCAGGGAGGUUGACCUCUUGUGCUGCAACACCAUCGUAAUGUCUUGCCUGGCUAGACUAAUGGGAUGUUGGAUGUGGAGCAAAGAUAAUCAAAGCGGUCUCUUUGCGUGGUGGACACACUCCUCUGUGGUGCUUUUCCAACCCGGCAAUGUCCCUAUACCUUAAAUCCCCCACACUUGAACUUUGAACCUCCAAUAUAGAUGAGGAAAUAGAAGUGCGCCUCUUUUGAGAUGUAGCAAAUAACAGAGGAGAAUGAGCUUACGAAGAACAACAAAGGGGAGAGGAGGAGGAACCCAGCAAAAUGGCGGCGAAGCCUGACAAUCAAACACAGUCCACGUCCUACUGUAGACAUCAGGCAGAGACAGGUACUCUUUCUUUGCCCCUCUCCUUAACCCAACACCCCUUCCUCUGGCUCCUGUGGAUCAGCCGCUCUAAAAUGAGGACUUGUAAAUGCAAAAAUAUGUUUCCUUGGUUGUAUUUGAAUGAAUAUCAUCAGUGUUUUUUUUCUCCCGGGCCAUUGCCAGAUUGAUCGUUUACGUUUAGCGGGACUCUUUUGAAGGAAAGUGUGUCCUCCUCAGGCCUUUUAUCCACCUGAGGGACAUGGAGACUAAAUACUGGUGUAACAACUGACCACAGAGGGAUUUGAACGGGGAUAUGAAAAGAUAGAACAAAAAUAUAUAUAAUUUGGUGUGCUUAGUAUCAGUUUCCUUUCACUUGUUUUCUACAUGUUUGUUCUCUUUUCUGGUUAUGUUUAUAAAGACAAUAUGACGGGGGGGUACCUCAUGGUUGAAUACUUGGACCCUUACAAAUAUUUGGAGAGUUUUAUAUUUUGCAGAGCGUCUAAUAUUUUGUACAGUAGGGGUGCCCUCACUAGGCUGUUUUGUUUUGAACAGUACCAUGUGGCUCGUCUUUCAUUAGGAGUUUCACUGGGCUAGUCUCUUGUAAACCACUCUUGCGCCCCAUUGGCAUGACAGCAGCAAUGACAACAUCCUGAUGGUUUCCUCAGGACAGAGCUUCCAAAGGGUCACUUUAGUCCAUAUAUUGCACUACUUCUGUCACCCUAUUCCCUAUGUAGUCCACUACUUUUAAACAGAAUCCCUUCUUUUGACUAGGACUCUUGGUCAAAAUUAGUUGAGUACAUAGGGAAUAGGGUAACAAAAGUAGUGCAAUACAGUAUAUAGGGAAUAGGAUGGCAUUUCAGACGCACCCUUUGUAUAGCCUUUUCAAAGCAGAUUUCUACUCUCAUCCCAGCCUCAAAUUAAAUGUGUAUGUAACAACAGAGGAACUUCUGUCUUCUCCAUCUUGCAAACAGCCAAGUAUAUUGAAAUUUAUUGGGAUGGUUCUAAUGAGAGACUAAUUCAUUUUUGUAUUAUCCCUCUUUGUUUUACUGUGACUUACAUCAAAUAUCUCUGAACCUCUUUAUUAUAAAUCUUUUUUUUUUUUUUUUUUCUUUUUUUUUACAAAUCUCUGUAUUGGCUACAAUGAAACCUGUCAGCAAAUUGCCAUAUCAAUUCUUUAACUUGACGAUAUGAUAUCUGUUAUGAUAACUGACACAUACAUGUACAGUGCAUUUGGAAAGUAUUCAGACCCCUUCACUUUUUCCACAUUUUGUUACGUUACAGCCUUAUUCUAAAAUGGAUUAAGAAAAUACAAAUCCUCAUCAAAUCGACACACAAUAACCCAUAAUGACAAAGCGAAAACAGGUUUUUCAAAAAGUUUUCAAAUUUAUUAAAAUAAAAAAACUGAAAUACCUUAUUUACAUAAGUAUUCAAACCCUUUGCUAUGAGGCUUGAAAUUGAGCUCGGAUGCAUCCUGUUUACAUUGAUCAUACUUGAGGUUAUUCUACAACUUGAUUGAAGUCCACCUGUGGUAAAUUCAACUGAUUGGACAUGAUUUGGAAAGGCAUACACCUGUCUAUAUAAGGUCCCACAGUUGGCAGGGUAUGUCAGAGCAUAAAGCAAGCCAUGAGGCCUGAAGGAAUUGUCCGUAGAGCUCCGAGAAAGGAUUGUGACGAGGCACAGAUCUGGGGGAGAGUACCAAAAUGUUUUUCUGCAUCAUUGAAGGUCCCCAAGAACAGAGUGGCCUCCAUCAUUCUUAAAUGGAAGAAGUUUGGAACCACUAAGACUAUUCCUAGAGCUGGCCGCCCGGCCAAACUAAGCAAUCGGGGUAGAAGGGCCUUGGUCAGGGAGGUGACCAAGAACCCAAUGUUCACUGACAGAGCUCCAGAGUUCCUCUGUGGAGAUGGGAGUACUUUCCAGAAGGACAACCAUCUUUGCAGCACUUCACCAAUUAGGCCUUUAUGGUAGAGUGGCCAGACAGAAGCCACUCCUCAGUAAAAGGCACAUGAAAGCUUGCAUGGAGUUUGCCAAAAGGCACCUAAAGACUCCCAGACCAUAAGAAACAAGAUUCGCUAGUCUGAUGAAACCAAGAUCGAACUCUGGCCUGAAUGCCAAGUUUCACAUCUGGAAGAAACAUGGCACCAUCCUUACGGGUGAAGCAUGUUGGUGACAGCAUCAUGCUGUGGGUAUGUUGUUCAGCGGCAGGGACUAGGAGACUAGUCAGGAUCGAGGGAAAGAUGAACGGAGCAAAGUAUAGAGAGCUCCUUGAGGAAAACCUGGACCUCAGACUGGGGUGACGGUUCACCUUCCAACAGGACAACAACCCUAAGCAUACAGCCAAGACAACGCAGGAGUGGCUUCGGGACAAGUCUCUGAAUGUCCUUGAGUGGCCCAGCCAGAGCCCGGACUUGAACCCGAUCGAACAUCUCUGGAGAGACCUGAUAAUAGCUGUGCAGCGACGCUCCCCAUUCAACCUGACAGAGCUUGAGAGGAUCUACAGAGAAGAAUGGGAGAAACUCCUCAAAGACAGGUGUGCCAAGCUUGUAGUGUCAUACCCAAGAAGACUCGAGGCUGUAAUCGCUGCCAAAGGUGCUUCAACAAUGUACUGAGUAAAGUGUCUGAAUACUUAUGUAAAUGUGGUAUUUCCGUUUUGUAUUUGUAAUUAAUUGGCUAACAUUUCUAAAAACCUGUUUUUGCUUUGUGUGUGUGUGUGUGUAGAAUGAUGAGGGGGGGGGAAACAAUUUAAUUCAUUUUAGAAUAAGGCUGUAACGUAACAAAUUGUAGAAAAAGUCAAGGGGUCUGAAUACUUCUGAAUGCACUGUAUGUUAGUUAUAUGAUCUGUUAUUUGACUCACUUUGAUAUGUUCUACUGAAAUGUGCCAAAAAUUACAUUUAAAUUCUAUAAAUAGUCUUUGUGUCGAGCAUCCCUACAGAUGAGUCUUAUGUCAAACCACACUCCCUGAGAUGAGUUUGUGAAUUCAAUAUAAAAGAUAUGCUGUACCGAUUAUCAGGUUUCCAUCCAAACCUUUUCAGGUGAGUAAAGUACAUGUCCAAUAAAACAUUUCAUUACAGGCCUGAUGGAAACAGAACAUUUUUCAGUCAACUUUCCAAAUGUUGACAAAACAAAAUACGCUAGACAUUUUUUUGUGUAGGUCAAAUUCAUUAUGCGAGAAAUGGCGGUGGAAGCGCCAUUAUGCGCAAAUAUUGAUAUCAUAACCAUUGUAUCCAAGUAAAGUCACACAAUGAUAUGUUGUGUGGUCCUCCCACUACAACUUGGGAAAGCAUGCAGUUUAUUAGGGUACAGGUUUAAAUAAAUUAUUAUGAAUUUCACAGGGUGGAGAAAGUGCACGGUGAUGAGCUUGAUGCUCCUUUCCAAUAAAUAUUGAGGGUCUUAUUUUGGUGAAAUGAUGAUCGAUGCUUGGCUGCCUAGCAUUCCUAGGAAUUAGCGACUCUUGCAUGGUGGAGGAAAAUGAUGUUUCAUAUAGAAAGUAUGCAUCUUUUCCCCGUCUUCUCGCCAUUAAAUUAAGUUAAAUAAAUUAAAUACUUUAUGUAGGAACCGGUCGCAGGGGGACGUGAGCGUAUUACCGGCUGUGCACAUCAAGCCCAGACGAUAGUGGAGAUCCAUAAGGCCCACUGGCGGCUGCCAAGGCUAGGUAGUCACAUGCACUGUCAAUUUUACUUAAGAAUCUGUUUUUCUUUUUGUUCUUUCUCUGAUCAAAAUGUGCCAAAACAAAACUGAAAUUGUGGAAUACUUUGUAUGUGCAUUACCUGUUGAAUGCUUUUCCUUUAAAACUUUUUUUUUGUUGCUUUGCUAUCGUAAUGUUAUUUUCGAUUGUAAUGAGAUGAAGUGAUGUCUCUCGAUGUUAUGAAAAUGGAAUGUUUAUGCAAGAUUGUGCAGCAGGAGAGUCCACCGUGACAGAUAUUGUCACACACCACUUUAACAUUGUUAGUGUUGUUGUUUUAAAGGAAAAAAAAUGAAAUAAAUCAAUUGAAUAUCA